AUGACAAGUCAUCCGGACUUCAACGAGAAAACCACAGCAACUGUGGUUGCCAGUGCGUUUGCUGAGCAGAUCCGCAACAAAAAUGUCGUUAUAACUGGAGUCGCGCCUAAAAGCCUCGGUGAGGCAAUGGCUGUUGCUAUAGCUGCUCAAUCUCCAGCAAAGCUUUUUCUAGCGUCACGGACAAAAGAGAAGUUGGAGAAAGUCACAAAAAAGAUUUCUACCGAAUCACCUCAAGCAACGUCUGCGGUGGAACUUGUCUAUCUGGAUCUCGCAUCCCAACAAUCAAUAGAGCAAGCCGCCAGUCAGAUUUCAAGUUCCGUCGACGCGGUUGAUGUUUUAAUCAAUAACGCUGGGGUCAUGAUUCUUACAAGAGAUAACACUGCAGAUGGACUGGAGCUGCAAUUCGGUACUAACCACAUAGGACAUUUUCUAUUCACACAGCUUUUGAUGAAACAGUUACUUUAUGCUGGGUCGAAGAGUGGUGAUUCGGCGAGAGUCAUUAAUGUGACAAGUGAAGGGCAUCGCCUAUCGCCCAUCCGAUUUAACGAUUACUUUAUUGAAGGCAAAGAUGUUCCAGAUGAGGAACAGCCUCCGCCACAAAUAACUGCCAUUUAUGGAAAGAUCAAAGAAUACAACGGAUGGCUUGCGUAUGGACAAUCGAAGACGGCUAAUUCUCUGUUUUCGCUGGCGCUCAACCAGAGGCUAACCUCAAAGGGUGUGAUAUCGUAUGCAGUACACCCAGCUAUAUGGACCAAUCUGAAUCGCAAUCUGGACGAAGAAGGGAACAGUAUCCUAGCAAAGACUGGCACAUACUGGAAAUCGGAAGAUGAAGGAGCAGCCACGAUGCUGGUGGCAGCGUUUGAUCCUUUGCUAAAUGAUUUACCUGGUCCCGGAGAGUUCUACCUAAGCGACUGCCAAUUUAAGGAGCCAGCUCCGUGGGCAAAGGAUACUGAUGCAGCUGACAGGCUUUACCAAUUGAGCGAGAAAUUGCUGGGGAGGAAAUUUGAUACAUAG
Talaromyces rugulosus is the source of this 1014-nucleotide messenger RNA. RefSeq lists its product as uncharacterized. The transcript has 4 exons. Bases 1 to 1014 code for a protein of 337 amino acids. NCBI's taxonomy places the organism in Eukaryota, Fungi, Ascomycota, Eurotiomycetes, Eurotiales, Trichocomaceae. The record is from RefSeq and is a predicted model, not a curated record.